Messenger RNA from Nomia melanderi (Alkali bee), 664 nucleotides. NCBI's taxonomy places the organism in Eukaryota, Metazoa, Arthropoda, Insecta, Hymenoptera, Halictidae. The record is from RefSeq and is a predicted model, not a curated record.
AAUAAUUUUUUUUUAAACGAAGAAUAUUUUUAUUUUAUUUGCAGCCAAUUAAUUUUUUACUAGUAAGACCAUUAAUCAAGACACUAAAAAUGCUGCGCCAUAUUAAUAAGUUUUCUUCUAUGUUAGUACGAGGUAUUUCUUUAUCUCGACAAGAAAAAAAACACUUUCAAGUGAAUAGUAACAAAGAGUUUGUUAGCAAAGUAAUGAAUAGUUCAAUACCAGUUAUUGUAAAUUUUCAUGCUCACUGGUGUGAACCUUGCACAAUACUUACACCUAAGUUAAUAGAUCUUAUAGAACCAAUGGAUAAAUUAGAUCUUGCUAUUAUAGAUCUAGAAUUAAAUCCAGGAUUAGUACAUAUCUUUGAAGUGGAAGCUAUACCUGCUGUUCUAGUAAUUUCAAAUGGAUUAGUUAUUGAUAAAUUUAUAGGCUUAAUUGAUAUCAAAACAAUAGAAAAUUUAAUAAAUAAGCUUACUCAUGAAAAUAUAUCACCAUCUACAAAUUCUAAAGAUAAUGAAGAAAUUUAGAAAUAUGUAUACCAUCUAUGCAUAUUAUAUCAAACUAUUGUAAUAAGUUUUGUAAAAUAUAUUUUCAAAAUUUAUAUCAUAUUAGAUAUCAUUGUAAAAUGUAAAUUAUAAAUUUAAUAUAGAUAUAUUUCUUUUUUAUA